This is a messenger RNA of Lathyrus oleraceus (garden pea), 2217 nucleotides long. Its product is annotated as anthranilate synthase alpha subunit 2, chloroplastic. The coding region runs from base 124 to 1824 and encodes 566 amino acids. Gene Ontology annotation, biological process: L-tryptophan biosynthetic process. The record is from RefSeq and is a predicted model, not a curated record. Gene Ontology annotation, molecular function: anthranilate synthase activity. The transcript has 11 exons. NCBI's taxonomy places the organism in Eukaryota, Viridiplantae, Streptophyta, Magnoliopsida, Fabales, Fabaceae.
UCAAAAUCGUCACUUGUCAACGAAUUACACUGUAGCUUUCGUUAUACUUUUCAUUUUCAGUUUCAAAUAGCACUGAAGCUUCACUCGAACACUGUAACUGCUUGUUUCCGUCAGUGAACGGCGAUGAUAAACGCCAUAACCUCCGCAAACGCACCGUUCCCUAUCAACUUAUUUUCCAGAUCCAGGUCGAACUACCGUCCAAUCAGAUGCUCCGCUCAAUCUCUUCCUCUAGUUGACAAUGCAGGGAAGUUUAUCGAAGCUUCGAAGAAAGGGAACUUGAUUCCACUAUACCGUUGCAUAUUCUCCGAUCAUCUCACUCCGGUUCUUGCUUACCGGUGUUUGGUCAAAGAAGACGACAGAGAUGCUCCUAGCUUUCUCUUUGAGGCAGCUGAGCCUGGUCUUCAGAUUUCUAGUGCCGGAAGGUAUAGUGUGGUUGGAGCUCAGCCGUGUAUGGAAAUUGUGGCGAAAGAGAAUAUGGUUACUGUAAUGGACCAUGAGGAAGGGUUAAAGACGGAGGAGAUUGCACUGGAUCCUUUGGCCAUUCCUCGAAGUAUUAUGGAGAAGUGGAAGCCUCAACUCAUGGAUGAUCUUCCUGAAGCAUUUUGUGGUGGUUGGGUGGGUUAUUUCUCGUAUGAUACAAUGCGCUAUGUAGAAAAGAAGAAACUUCCAUUUGCUAAUGCCCCCAUAGAUGACAGAAGCCUUCCUGAUAUUCAUCUAGGCCUUUAUGAUAAUGUCAUUGUGUUUGACCAUGUUGAGAAGAAAGCAUUUGUGAUUCAUUGGGUUCGGUUAGAUCGUUAUUCUUCUGCUGAAGAAGCCCUCAAUGAUGGAAUGGACAGGCUGGAAACUCUAGUAUCCAGGGUGCAUGAUAUAAUUGCCCCAAGGCUGCCUGCAGGUUCAAUAAAGUUAAUCACUAGCCUCUUUGGUCCUAAACUGGAACUGUCAAACAUGACAAAUGAGGAAUACAAGAAGGCAGUAUUGGAGGCCAAAGAGCACAUAUUGGCCGGUGAUAUUUUUCAAAUUGUGCUAAGUCAGCGGUUUGAGCGCCGAACUUUUGCAGACCCUUUUGAAGUCUACAGGGCACUGAGAAUUGUUAAUCCUAGUCCAUAUAUGACUUAUUUACAGGCCAGAGGGAGUAUUUUGGUUGCUUCAAGUCCAGAAAUUCUUACACGGGUGAAGAAGAGAAAAAUCACCAAUCGGCCUCUUGCCGGGACUGUUAGAAGAGGGAAAACACCAAAAGAAGAUAUCAUGUUAGAGAAAGAACUUUUGAAUGAUGAAAAGCAAUGUGCAGAGCACGUAAUGCUAGUUGAUUUGGGGAGAAAUGAUGUUGGAAAGGUCUCCAAACCCGGUUCUGUCCAAGUUGAAAAACUUAUGAAUAUUGAGCGCUAUUCCCAUGUUAUGCACAUAAGUUCUACAGUCACUGGGGAGUUAUUAGAUGGCUUAACAAGCUGGGAUGUAUUGCGGGCGGCGCUACCUGUUGGUACAGUUAGCGGAGCACCGAAGGUUAAAGCCAUGGAGUUGAUUGAUCAGUUGGAAGUGGCAAGACGUGGGCCAUACAGUGGUGGAUUUGGAGGCAUAUCAUUUUCUGGUGAUAUGGACAUUGCCCUUGCUCUGAGGACCAUAGUUUUCCCUACUAAUACUCGUUUUGACACAAUGUACUCCUACAAGGAUGUGAACAAACGCAGAGAAUGGAUUGCCCACCUCCAGGCAGGAGCAGGAAUUGUGGCUGACAGUGAUCCAGCUGAUGAGCAGAGAGAAUGCGAGAACAAAGCUGCAGCACUUGCACGUGCCAUUGAUCUUGCAGAAUCUUCAUUUGUUAACAAAUGAAUGAUUUGGAAUUUUCCACCAUCUGCGAUGCACCUUGUUAAUUGGCAAUCAUUUGCAAGGGGAAAUUUGGGAGGCAGAUUAUGGGUUUUUUAUCAUCAACCUCUAGGAGAAUCCUGGAAACCAUUUUGUGUUAUAAAAGGAAACAUAACAGUCUUGUUUACCAUUUAUUCCCGUCUUGUUACUUCAGCUGUGGAGCAACAAUACCAAUUUAGGGAGUGGAGUUGAAUGAAUAAAUUAAAGAAAUAGAUGUGUGUUUCGAUCUGCAUUUGGUAGAAUUGAGUUUGAGAGAAUUGAUUUUAUUAAAAGUGAUUUGACUGUAAAUUGAUUGAUUUAUGUUUGGAUGUACACUUAAAAUUAAGUUGAUUCUUAUCAAUAUGUUGUUUGGAUAGUUUA